CCCUGGGAGCCGGGGCGGGGCCCUCGGAGCCAGGGCGGCCCCGGUCCCUGCAGUCCCGCCUUGGCUGAGCGUCUCUGCCCGGGCCGCGGCCAGGCCCGCCCAGAAGGAGCGCGCAGAGUUCCAUAUACUAACCGGGGGCUUAGCCAGCUAAUGAGCCACUGUGCGGUAAACUUAAAGGCAAGAGGAGUCACAAGCGUCAUAACUUUGGGAAGGAGACGAGUAAAAAGAAGUCGCGAUGGGAGUUUUUAAGGAAAUAGGUGAAGAGCAGCAGGUGAGUUUUGUUGUUCCACGGUCCUGACUGCGGGGGAGCGAACCCCCGCCCAAACAUGGCACCCCGAGACCUCCCGAAGCAAAACGCAGAAAGUUGUUGUUGCUUAAUGAAUUCUCGUGAGAAUGAGCAAUUCCACCGCGAGGAGGGGGAGCGCGAGCUCUCGGUAGAAGGCUGAAGAAUUAGCGCAGAGACACGGUCGUUACAGGUUGUUACAAAGGGCUGCAUCGCGCGUCGGGGAGCGUUGCGGAAUAGGUGCCCUCUCCCCUUCGUUGCAUGUUAGACCUGGGUGCCAACAGACCCCCAGAACUCAGAUGACUAAACUAACAGCGUUCAACUAAUCGUCCAAAUAUUGAUGACAUUGACUAGGGAUCAGUGUCGUCAUUUCAGGUAAAGUAAGUAUUUCCAAAGUCUGAGUGAAUAUUGGCUAACGCACAACAUCCUUAGGCGGGUCACAGAGACGGAGAAGUGAUGAAUAAUGAAAUGCAGAAAAAGAACUUAAACAUUCCUGGAACGUCUUCACCUUAUCUCGCCAUCCCAUACGUUGACUUUAGUUUUUUAUUGCUCCACAUCCUUCCAUCAGACAUGCAGUUUUAGCAGGCCCGGGGUUAUGACCCUUCAUCAGCCCUCAAAUAAGGGUAAAAGAAAAUAAAGGCUCUCAUCCCAGAAUUGUGAGGAAUGGGAGAUGUCAACAGAGGAGGGGACCCUAAAAGAGAAGUUAGGGGCUCCAGCUAGGCUGUAAACCCUGUGAUACCGAGCCAGCGGAAACGGGAGGGAAAUGCACGAUGGGACAAAAAGGGGUAUUUAAGCCUACAAGCUUAGACUCCCACUCAUAAUAUAAAAUAAAAUCUUUCCUGCCUUCUCCGCUGAGUCUAUGCGUUUCUUGGGAAGCCUUUGUUUCUUACAUUGAAGAUAAAUUCCUACAUUGGCCAAAAACAUUUCUCAUUUAACACCCUGAGUCGAUCACCUCUGUCUCUAGAAAAGUAGCUACCAUGAUUCAUUCCGCGUUCUCUGAAAUUGUGGUUUGUCAGUGAAGAGGUCAGGGAACAAGUGAAGAAGUCAGUGUUCCUGGGGGUCAGGGAACCAAAUGAUGAGGUUUGGCUCCUCUAGGAUUUGACGCAGGGCAGGGCAUUGUGGGAACUCCUUCUGGCAGCACAGAGGUCCUUUGUAAAGGAAUUUAUGAACCCGAACAGCUAGACUGGUAAAAGAAAUUUAUUAUUGGCAUUGGGAAGUCAGCCUUUGCUAUGCGUGAAUAGAAACACUGAAUUUCUUGGUGGCAAAGUCCCAACAGAGAACUAAAGUUUCUAGCAGAGAAAUCCCGACAGAGAGAGAUAAGGUCUUGGUAGAGAAAUAGGAGAAGAGAGGGUAACGCUGAAAGAGAAUAUCAUUUCAGCAGGCAAAGGGUUGCUGCCAUGCCAGGAAAAGAGAGGUUCCUUGCAUGGCAUAUUAGGUCCUCUGCAAGGACUGAGCCCCAAGUUGGCUCGUUUUAUAAUAGAAGCCUAGGCUAGCAGCUCUUGAUGGGGAUUGGGGGCUGUUUGAGCUGGAGUCAGAAUAGGGAAUCUUGGAAUUGAAUGAGUGUCUAUGGACUAAUCUCCAACUCACUGGGGAGCUUAAUGAGUAAUGAGUGUUAUCAAUGGGGGUGGUGCCCGUUUCUCAGGAUAACAGAAUGAAGCUGUUUGUCCUGUUUCCCUCGGUCGGGGUCUUUUACAGAGGCCAGGAUUCUGGGAGACUCCUUGAAAGAGUUUCAGAGAGUUUUGGGGUCCCCCCUUCAGUUUCAGGCUCCCUUCAUCAUCAGGACAUUGAUCAAAGUUCUCAAUAUUAUCCUAACUUCUGCUUUGGCUGUAACUCAGAAAUGUUCAUAUCUCCUUGUUAGCAUUACCUUGGAUGAGAUUAUCGAUAUUAUGCCAGGCCAAGCCUCAGCCUUGGAUCACUGCCACAAUCCGCUGCCUUCACAUCUAUGCACUUGCUGCUAAGUGAAGGUGGAGAAAACUUCUGAAUGGGGUCACUACAAACUGGUGUUGUACAGUCUCAAACCGAAUCCUCAUCACUGCUUCCAUGACGUUCAGAGACGUGGCCAUGGACUUCACCCCGGAGGAAUGGGGGCAGCUGCGCCCUUCCCAGAAGGAGCUGUACAGAGACGUGAUGCUGGAGAACUACCAGAACCUGGUCUGCCUGGGACUUGCAGCCUCCAACCCAGAGCUGAUUUACCAGCUGGAACAAAUGAAAGAUCCUUGGGUGCCCGAGGGAGAGAUCCCAGCCACCAGCCGUACAGAUUUAAAAACUAGGUCAUUUCCAGAACUGGGCCUUUCUAUGGAAGUAUCCCAUGAGAAAUUUCUAACAGAUGGUCCUUGUGUCUGCCCAUCAGGAGAAGACUUGGAACGUGAUGUCUGGCUAAAGAGGCAGUGGAGCAAUGAGGAAAAUGGGGAUAUGAGACUUACUGAGCCUCAGAAGAUUCCCAUCAGAGAGACUUACGACUGUAAGCAGUGUGGGAAAACCUUUCAUCAUAGAUCAGGACUUAGUGACCAUCAGAGAGUUCAUACUGGAGAAAAGCCUUAUGUAUGUUCUCAGUGUGGGAAAUUCUUCAGCUGCAAAUCAAACCUUACUUCCCAUUACCGAGUUCAUAUUGGCAACAGACCUUAUGAAUGUAACGUUUGUGGGAAGAGCUUCCAUCAGAGGUCAGGCCUUGUUGAACAUCAGAGAAUUCACACAGGAGAAAAGCCUUAUGAGUGUAAAGUAUGUGGGAAGGCUUUCCGACAAAAUGUACAUCUUACCGGCCAUCUGAAAAUUCACACUCGAGGGAAACCUUUUGCCUGUUCUAAAUGUGGGAAAUCCUUCAGCUACAAGUCAGCUCCGACUUCCUGUUAUAAACUUCAUAUCGUUGACGGACACUAUGAAUGUGAGGAAUGUGAGAAGGCCUUUCAUCAGAGAUCAGGACUCGCUGAACAUCAGAAAAUUCAUCCUGGAGGGAAGCCUCAUGAACAGAAAGCCUGUGGGAAGGCCUUCCAACAGUACGUAUAUCUGACUUCCCAUGAGAAAAUUCACAGUAGAGAAAAUGCUUUUAUAUGUACUAUGUGUGGGAAGUCCUUCACUUGCAAGUCAACCCUUACUUCCCAUUUCAAAAUCCACUCUGGCGACAGACCUCAUCAGUGUACUGAAUGUGAGAAAGCUUUCCAUCACAAGUCUGACCUUCUUCGACAUCAGAGGAUUCACACUGGAAAGAAGCCUUAUGAAUGCAAGGAAUGCAGGAAAGCCUUCCACCAGAUCACACACCUUACUCGACACGAAAGGAUCCACACUGGCGAAAAACCUUUUGGUUGCUCUAAAUGUGGCAAAUUUUUCAGCUGCAAGUCGUACCUCGUUUCCCAUUAUAGAAUUCAUACUGAUGACAGACCUUAUGAAUGUAAGGAGUGUGGAAAGGCUUUCCGCUGGAGCACCAAGCUCACGCGACAUCAGAGAAUUCAUACUGGAGAGAAGCCUUUUGAAUGUGAGGAGUGUGGGAAGGCCUUCUACCGGAGGUCAGGACUUACUGGACAUCAAAAAAUUCAUGCUCGAGAGAAAACGUGGGGAAUUUAAAUAAGGCGUCAGUGCCUUCUGCUGGAAGUUAGGACCUAGUUGAUGCUUUCUAAGAAUUCGUGCUAGGGACAUUGAGGACACAUCUUGUGUGUGUAAACUUUCUGGGAAGGCCUUUCUUAAAAGCCAGUAGUUUAUUCAACGGCAAAGGAUUCACACUGGAAGGAAGCCUUGCGGAUGCAGAUUCUUAGGAUGUCAUAUGUAUCAGGAGUUGAGCUGGACCAGUGAAGAAAAUUUGAAUUUAAACUAAAAGGGAACUCAAAGAAGAUCUAAAUAUAAAAUCAUAGACCUUCUUUCCCUGAUAUUUGUGGCAAAGUAAUCAAUGUAUAGUUGUAUUGCAAGAUUUCUGAUAACUACAAAAAACACCUGUGGAGCCGAGUUACCUAAAAGUUUUCUCUUUGAAAAUCAAGGCCAUGGAGAGACUUACACGAACUGAUGCUAAGUGAAAUGAGCAGGACCAGGAGAUCAUUAUAUACUUCAACAACA
Sarcophilus harrisii (Tasmanian devil) is the source of this 4324-nucleotide messenger RNA. RefSeq names its product zinc finger protein OZF. The record is from RefSeq and is a predicted model, not a curated record. Bases 2324 to 3841 code for a protein of 505 amino acids. The transcript has 4 exons. Gene Ontology annotation, molecular function: DNA-binding transcription repressor activity, RNA polymerase II-specific. Lineage: Eukaryota; Metazoa; Chordata; Mammalia; Dasyuromorphia; Dasyuridae. Gene Ontology annotation, biological process: negative regulation of transcription by RNA polymerase II.